This is a messenger RNA of Mytilus trossulus (common blue mussel), 447 nucleotides long. RefSeq lists its product as uncharacterized. The transcript has a single exon. The coding region runs from base 1 to 447 and encodes 148 amino acids. Lineage: Eukaryota; Metazoa; Mollusca; Bivalvia; Mytilida; Mytilidae. The record is from RefSeq and is a predicted model, not a curated record.
AUGAAAAACUUGAAUGAAAAGAUGAGAGAAGAUCUCUUAGAUACACAAAUAAAAUCAAAUAUUGAGAACUUAGUUUUUUAUAACAUUCCUGAAAAAGAAGAUGAAGAUUGUCUAGAAGAAUCCUUGAUAUUCUGUGAAAAAAACUUAAAAAUGCCAAAUAUGCGUGAAUCAAUCCAAAUACUGAAAGCCAAUAGAAUGGGUAACAAAGGUGAGAGGAUCCGUCCAAUUCUGGUCAAAUUUGGUAGCUAUAAACAACGUGAGGAAGUGAGAAAAAAUGGUAGAAACCUAAAAGACACCAAUUUUGGAAUUUCAGAACAAUUGCCAGGUGAAAUACAAAAACGAAGAAAAACUCUUCUACCUGAACUUAAAAAACUGCGCGAUGCAGGACAUAAAGCUUAUUUUAUGAGAGACAAGAUACAUGUUGGUGGCAAAGAAUACAAAAAAUAG